AAUCCGCUUUUACCAGACACACUUCAUGCAGGUGUUCAGCCCAUAGAAUAUGAAUGUAUGAAGACGUUAUAUGACAUACAUAUGAACAUCAUAUCAUUUUUAAAACCGAUAUACGUGUUGAACGCGUCGACUGUGUUGAAAUGGGAAGUAAAAGCCUACAUUUUAUAAGGAAGUAGAGAAGUAACGGUCGAAGAAACAUGUUUGAGCUGAGUGAGCUGUGACUUACUUCUAAAAUGAGUCUCUCUGAGGAGAGAGAGGAGGAGACCACUGCCUCUAAAAUGAGUCUCUCUGGGGAGAGAGAGGAGGAGAACACUGCCUCUAAAAUGAGUCUCUCUGGGGAGAGAGAGGAGGAGACCACUGCCUCUAAAAUGAGUCUCUCUCGGGAGAGAGAGGAGGAGAACACUGCCUCUAAAAUGAGUCUCUCUGGGGAGAGAGAGGAGGGGACCAUUGCCUCUAAAAUGAGUCUCUCUGGGGAAAGAGAGACCACUGCCACUAAAAUGACUCAAGACACCAGUUCUAAGAGUGUCCAGAAGCCCAGAGCAGAGUCACCUACAACCAGCCUGCUAUCAAUGAGGAGUGAUCAGCCACCUGCAUUCAGCCAGGAACCAUUACCAGAUGACAAUAAGGAAGUGGAGAGUUUGGACAGUGAGGAUGCAUUAAAGAUCACACACAACCUUCUGGACAGAAGAAGUCAAACUCUGCUGACAGUCCAACAAGACAUUAAGGCUAAACUGAAACACUGGUAUCAACACAUAUCUGAAGGAAUUGGACACCAUGGAAACCAAAGUCUGUUCAAGGACAUCUACACAGAGCUCUACAUCACAGAGGGUGGAAGUGGAGGGCUCAAUAAUGAACAUGAGGUUAGACAGAUGGAGAUGGCAUCCAAGAAACAAACCACAGAAGAGACACCAAUCAAAUGCAACGACAUCUUCAAGCCUUUACCCGGACAAGACAAACCAAUCAGAACUGUGCUGACAAAAGGAAUCGCUGGCAUUGGAAAAACAGUCUCUGUGCAGAAGGUCGUCCUUGACUGGGCAGAGGGAAAAGCAAAUCAGGACGUUCAUUUCAUGUUUCCUCUUCCUUUCCGUGAUCUGAACCUGAAAAAGGACCAAUACAGUCUGAUGCAACUUCUUUCCCACUACUUCCCAGAAAUGAAAGAGAUUGACAGCAUUGAAGAUGGUGAAACCAAAACUGAUUUCAUUUUGGAUGGUCUGGAUGAGUGUCGACUUCCUCUAGACUACAAAAACAAUGAGAAGUGCUCUGAUGUCACGAAGCCAACCUCAGUGGACGUGCUACUGACAAACCUCAUCGAGGGGAAUCUGCUUCCCUCUGCUCUCCUCUGGAUAACCACACGGCCCGCAGCAGCCAAUCAGAUCCCUCCUGAGUGUGUUGACCAAGUGACAGAGGUACGAGGGUUCAAUGAUCCACAGAAGGAGGAGUACUUCAGGAAGAAAAUCACAGAUCAGAAACUGGCCAAUGAAAUCAUCAAACACAUGAAGACGUCAAGGAGCCUCCAGAUCAUGUGCCACAUCCCGGUCUUCUGUUGGAUAUCAGCCACUGUCCUUGAGACGAUGCUGAAAGUGGCAGAGAAGAAUGAAGUCCCCAAAACUCUGACCCAGAUGUGCUCACACUUCAUGCUCAUCCAAAUCAUUGUGAAGAACAGGAAGUACAACAAAGCCACAGAGACAAACCCGAAGGAACUGUCUCAGUCAGACAAAGAGAUGAUCCUGAAACUGGCAAAGCUGGCUUUCCAACAGCUGCAGAAGGGCAACCUGAUCUUCUAUGAGGAGGACCUGAGAGACUGUGGCCUUGAUGUCACAGAGGCAUCAGAGUACUCAGCAUUGUGUACAGAGAUCUUUAAAGAAGAAUCUGGGCUGUACCAAGAGAAGGUCUACAGCUUUGUGCAUCUGAGCAUUCAGGAGUUUCUAGCAGCAGUGCAUGCUUUAGAAUCUUGUCUGGACAAGAAGGAAAAUGUUUUCUCCUCCACGAGUGAUGAUGAAAAGAAGGAGUCAAUCCAGUUGUCUGACUUACACAGGAGAGCAGUGGACCAGGCCUUGAAGAGUGAGAAUGGACACCUGGACCUGUUCCUCCGCUUCCUUCUGGGUCUCUCGCUGGAGUCCAAUCAGAAUCUGUUACGAGGCCUUCUGACACAGACAGGAAGUACAACACAGAGCCAUAAGAAAACAAUUAAGAGAACAGUCAGGUACCUUUCAGACAAGAUCAAGUACGAAUCCUCACCAGAAAGGAUCAUCAACUUGUUCCACUGUCUGAAUGAACUUGGUGCCAACUCUCUAGUUGAAGACAUGCAGACCUCCCUGCGAUCAGGAACUCUUUCAGAAACAAGACUAAAACCUGACCAAUGUUCAGCCCUGGCCUACCUGUUACUGAUGUCAGAGGAGGUGCUGGAGGAGUUUGACCUGAAGACGUACAACACAUCAGAGAAAGGUUAUCAGAGGUUGCUGCCGGUCGUGAAAACCUGCAAGAGAGCACUGUAA
Messenger RNA from Oncorhynchus keta (chum salmon), 2495 nucleotides. RefSeq names its product NLR family CARD domain-containing protein 3-like. The record is from RefSeq and is a predicted model, not a curated record. The transcript is spliced from 4 exons. The coding region runs from base 234 to 2495 and encodes 753 amino acids. NCBI's taxonomy places the organism in Eukaryota, Metazoa, Chordata, Actinopteri, Salmoniformes, Salmonidae.